Messenger RNA from Oncorhynchus gorbuscha (pink salmon), 4363 nucleotides. RefSeq names its product protein SON-like. Lineage: Eukaryota; Metazoa; Chordata; Actinopteri; Salmoniformes; Salmonidae. The transcript has 13 exons. Bases 180 to 3695 code for a protein of 1171 amino acids. Gene Ontology annotation, molecular function: RNA binding. The record is from RefSeq and is a predicted model, not a curated record. Gene Ontology annotation, biological process: regulation of mRNA splicing, via spliceosome; regulation of cell cycle.
UCACUACACCGACAGUUUAUAACAGACAGAGGCAAAGACAGACAGUACGCACCCAAACACGAACAGCGGUUUCAGUCUGUAGAUGUGAGGUGGGUUGCAACCAACGUGCAGCGUCGGUCUAUGAUGCUGCACAUGCGCUGAAUGGGCGCCGCGGAAAACAUUGAGGGAUUACCAAAGACAUGGCGGCCAACAUCGAGCAAAUUUUUCGCGAUUUCGUAGUAAAUAAGAUAAAAGAAAUUGAAGAUGAGAGUCAAGAUAUCAUUCUGACAGAUGACGGCCAUCCCAAUGGUAAAACUGCAGAAGGAGCAGAUGGGAUCAACAACACACAAGAUAAAGAUGGCGUAGCCAAUAAGGAAGAGGGUGCUGUCCCACAAAAGAAACACAAGAAGCACAAGAAACACAAGAAGCACAAAAGCAAAAAGAAGAAACGUAAGGAAGAGAAAGAGAGCGGCUCAGAAUCAGCAGCAGACUCUGAUGGAGACAAGGCAAAGACUGGGGAAGAGGAUGACGGGAGAUCCAAGCGGCAUAAACGACAUUCUGGGAAGAAGAAGAAAAAAAAGCAGAAGAAAGAUGGUGACAAGUCCAACAGCUCAUCUGGGUCGGAGUCCGAGUCGAAGCCUCAGCCUGGGAACAAGGAGAGCAAACCUCAGGAUCUGCCUGAUAUCAUCCCUAAACUAGAGGAGAAGUGUCCGGAAAAGUCCUCCAGAUGCUCACGGUCUCGUUCAGGCAAGCGCAGGUCCAGAUCCAGGGACAGGAGAGGGAGAUCCAGAUCGAGGUCCGGUAGAAGACGUGGCGGACACACACGUUCCAGAUCACGGCACCGGAGGUCCGGGUCACAUUCUCGAAGGUCUGGGUCUGCCAGGAGAGGCAGGAGAACCCGGUCAAGGUCCCUCGUGAUCUUGAAGAAAGACAGACGGUCUAGAUCGAGAUCCAGAAGGCGAUCGAAAUCUAAGACGAGAUCCCAGUCGAGUCACCGAGAGAUGAGUUCAGGAUCUCCCUCUCCUUCCAGAAACAACAAAUCCAAAUCCAGGUCUGCCUCAAGAGACAGCCAAUCAGGAGAGAAGGAUCCCUCUGCUGCCCUGGCUGAAGAUGAGUCUGCUGUGAAAGACGAAAACGUAAUGGUUCCUAUCGAUCCGCCAGCCCUAGCUUCCGAAAGCAGCAUUGAGGGUGUUGUCAAUGUGGCCGCCGCCUCUGGAGGAGGGUGGAAGCCAAUACCCUUCUUAGGCGACAGCAGUAAGGAAGAGCCAGCCGUUUCCUCCCAGCCCUCAGGAUGUCUGACAUCUCCACAGAAGUGCCCUAUUCCUCCCGAGGUGCCUUCAGGUGAGCAGCAUGAGGCCUCCACUGACCACCAGUCAACGUCAGCAUCUGAUCUGAACCUCAACAGCCAGCCAACUGGUGAGCCAGGGGAAUCGGAUGGACCUGUUACUUCAGAAACCUUGGAUGGCUCUGUAGAUUCCUUACCCCCCAAAACAGAUGCUGGUGGAGGAGACAAGGUGACACCUCAGGGUGAAGAGCUGCCUGCCUCACCUCAACCUAAACCACAGCCAACAUCUGGAGAGGCAGAGAUGACAGAGAAGGAAGGAGAAUCUUCAAAGUCCAGGUCUCCUUCAAAGAGGAAAAAGUCAAGGUCAAAGUCUCCUGGUCAGAAGAAACGCUCUGAUGCAAAGUCCUCCAAGAAGAGGAGGUCCAGAUCCAAGUCUCCAGGGAGGAAAAGGAAAUCGAGGUCCUCGUCGCCAAGCCGCAAGAGGAAAUCCAGGACGCCGUCUCGGAGGAAGAAGUCUCGCUCAAAGUCCGGGACGAGAAAGAAAAAAUCACGGUCCAAGUCCAGGACGCGGAACAAGCGCUCGAAGUCUAGGUCACCGAAAAGGAAACGAUCCAAGUCACGGUCUCCUGCUCGGAGGUCAAAGAGGUCAAGGUCACGCUCCGGUUCGCGGCGGAGGGGUAGGGGAGCAUUCGGUAGCCACCAGCUGAGCCAGAGGGACCGCUGGAAGCGUGAGCCAAGCCACUCCCCAGUCCUUAUCCUCCGCAAGAAGAGGUCUCCGGCACGCAACAACCGCGACACCAGCAAAAGCCCGCCACGACUUACAGAGCUGGAUAAAGACCAGUUACUGGAGAUUGCUAAGGCUAAUGCAGCCGCCAUGUGUGCCAAGGCAGGGAUACCCAUCCCAGAGAGCCUGCGACCCAAAGCUGUCCUCCAGCUGCCUUUACCCAGCCCCAACAACCCCAUGUCCUUCUCCAUGCCCAUGAAUAUGAACAUGCCCAUGAACAUGUCUAUGAACAUGCCUAUGAGCAUGACCAUGAAUGCAGCUAUGGCUAGCAUGACAGCUGCCACAAUGACUGCUGCCCUGGCCAGUAUGGGAUCUAUGGCCUCCAUGCACCAGAUGGCCCCGCUCCCCAGCAUCACCAACAAGCCCCCGCCAGGUCCCCCCCAGCCCAACAUGGCCACCAUCGAGGAUGUGAAGAGGAAGGUGGCCAAGCAGGCAAACAGCAUCAGCAUCAAGGAGUUCACUGACAAGUGUAAGAAGAUUGUGGAGAAGGGAGGGGAGCUGGCCCUCGCUGAACCCCGUAUAUCUGAUGACGAGGACGACGGCAAACCGUUUGGACGAGCUGCCCUGAGGGAGGUCAAGGGCAUCUCCUUCAGCCUCAAUAACGCAUCCGUGCGUCCAUCUCCGGCGUUGGUGGUUCGGAGCGAGGCGGCGUUCGCCAAGGAGUUCCCCGUGUCGUCGGGCUCCCAGCACAGGAAGAAGGAGGGCGACGGGGGAGGGGCUUACGGAGAGUGGGUGACCGUCGACAAGAAGGCAGAAAAGGCCAAGGUGGCGGCGACCAAGGCAUUGGCAACGGCUGCCAAGGAAACUUCGCCUGGGGAUGCGCCUUUGUCUGCGGUGUCCGUGGCAAUGGAGGAGACGGCGGUCGUCAAGGAGAGUGAUAGUGUGUUCCCGGAGCCGCCGCUACAGCCUGUAGACAUCACCCAGGCAGUCGGUGAGAGGAUGAAGGCCCAGAAGCGUCUGGCUGAGAACCCAUACGACGUCAGUGCCAUCUGCAUGCUCAGCCGUGCUCAGGAACAGGUGGAUGCAUGGGCCCAGUCCAACACCAUCCCUGGUCUGUUUACAGGUUCUACUGGAGCAACGGUGCUCAGCUCAGAGGAGCUGUCCAACAGCGGACCACAGGCCUGGAUUAAAAAGGACCAGUUCUUGCGAGCAGCCCCGGUGUCGGGAGGAGUAGGGGAGUUUCUCAUGAGGAAGAUGGGAUGGCGGACGGGGGAGGGGCUAGGGCGACACCGCGAGGGCACUGUCGAGCCAAUCAUAAUCGACUUCAAGACCGACCGCAAAGGUCUGGUGGCUGAGGGAGAGAAGACUCAGAAGUCGGGCGGUAUGGUUGUGAUGAAGGAUCUACUGGGUAAGCACCCAGUGUCUGCUCUGAUGGAGAUGUGCAACAAGAAGAAGUGGAUUCCUCCAGAGUUUGUUAUGGUGACCCACAGUGGCCCAGACCACCGCAAGAACUUCCUUUUCAAGGUGGUGGUAAAUGGUCAAGACUUCCAGCCUGCGUCAGCCAGUCCCAAUAAGAAGCAUGCCAAAGCCAUGGCUGCUACGGUGGCUCUGCAGGCCAUGGGAGAGGUGGCAGGGGACACAGGGCUUUAUACAGGGCCUGUGUUCACCACUGCUACCACUGGCCCACUGUUCUCCUCCAACGUCUAACACACACAGUGAAACACACUCAGACUGAGAAAGCGCUCGCACACUUGAGUCGCAGAUCCUUCUGGCUGAAAAGGACAUAUAGAAUUUGAAGUCACCCGCCAGGGAACGAUGAUUUGUAUUGGAAUGUCCGUUCUAUCAAGUCUUACACAUUUUUGGGCCUACACACCACAAGCAUUCAGAAGAGCCGUAUCUGCUGCCUAAUGGUCAACACUAGGAGAUGGUGUUACUCUGUAAGCAAAAGAAACUUACUGAUAUUUUAAAACGGUUCCGUAACUCAGUUUUUAAAAAAUCGUACUUUGAAUGUUUAUCUUAUGUGUUGAAGCUCAAAUGAUGUUUUCAAGAAGCAGUUCAUAGUGUUAAUGCAUUUGGGAGAAUUUGAAAAACCCCACUAUUCUCCUAGUGACCAAAUCGUCAAUAUCAAAUGUUACCAAUUUGGAACAUUCAUUUUCAAAGUGAUUCACACUUGAUAGUUCUCUCAUUUUGGACAGAUUAAUUUACUACUGUCUUAAGUUGAGCUUUCUCAGUCCGCUUUUGUUGGUAGCGUUAUUUACAACGUCUGUAUAAAAACAAUUGUAAAGUGUAAGCUGAAAGCGAUGUGGGUAACCGUUAUGGUCUGGAAUACAAAAAUAAAAAUGUUUUUAUCUGAUUAAUUAAAUGAUACAAUCCUU